This is a messenger RNA of Bombina bombina (fire-bellied toad), 3913 nucleotides long. It is a transcript of the gene NYAP1, whose product is annotated as neuronal tyrosine phosphorylated phosphoinositide-3-kinase adaptor 1. The coding region runs from base 1185 to 3197 and encodes 670 amino acids. The transcript has 8 exons. Lineage: Eukaryota; Metazoa; Chordata; Amphibia; Anura; Bombinatoridae. Gene Ontology annotation, biological process: neuron projection morphogenesis; phosphatidylinositol 3-kinase/protein kinase B signal transduction. The record is from RefSeq and is a predicted model, not a curated record.
CUCAUCCCUCCCCCCGCCUGCCUGCCGGUGUAACGGAGGUAAGGGGAGGGAGAAGAAGCACAUCCAGGAGGCGAGGACUUAAAAGGAAAACAAGGCGGACGGACCCAGAAAGAUAUUCCCUCAACAGUUCGACUGAGAUGAAAGCAACAGACUCUUCUCUACAACUAGGAUAUCAUAGGACAAUCUACUAUGGAUUCCCAUGAAACAGUUUCCAGUAACAUUUGCAGAUGACAGAUACACAGUUGUUUUUCUUAUAAUGGUAUCCAGCACAUCUUCUGUUCCAUGAUUCAGCCUUGGGUACUUUUAUAUCUGGACCCAGCUGCUGCCAACCUCGGCCUGAAUUACCAAAUUAAUUUUCCGUAUAUAAGCAACAGAAGAAUGGAAAUCUGAUUUGAUUUUAGAUUGCACAGUGCCUUGUGAGUUUACAGGGAUUUAAAAAAUAAUUCACUUUCACUAAACUACAAUGAACAAGUCUAUUUGAUUGAAAAAUAUUUCACAUUAUACUAGUGACAACAUUGAGAUCCCAUCUUUUCAGAAGUAGAAAUUUGUUUUCGCAUUGAUUGUUUGUUUAUAUAUUUUACAACCAUGUCAACCCCCCAAAAAUGAACGUAUUCAGCUUUUCUGUGUACAAAAGAUACAAGUCAACUGGGAUUGGGAAAAAACUGGAUUUGAGACUGAAUUAAUAUUAUCUAUAGGAAACAGAGGUUGGUCUCAUAUUAAUCCAGAAGAAUAUAUCUAUAUAAGGGAGUUUUUUUUCUAACAAACUUGUAUUCUUCUAAAAAAGUUCCGGAUUAAAGAAGACGCUCUUUAUUUAUUUUUACCCUAGGAACAUAAUGAAGAAUGUAUCUUAAUUUUUUCAUAUGAUACAAAAUAUGACUUUGGUAGGAAAAUCGGUUAUAUAAAGAUUUUCCUGUUAGAAGGCACAAAAAAACCCUGUAAAGUUUCUCAAACAAUGUGCUACUGACAAACUUCCAGAUGUUUGGAGUAAGGAGUUUAUUCCUUUAGCAAUGAUUGGAAACUGAGCAUGAGAAUGUGACAGUAAGGCUCGUGAGGUUUUUUUUUUUUUAUAUUUCUAAUUACCCAGAUGCUACAUCCAGAGCAAUGGGUGGGGGUUGAGGAAGCUGAAGAGAGAGACCCCAAGCAGCUUCCUCCUCCUCUGGGGUCUACUUGUCUGACUCUAGAAGAUGACCCCCUGCUCCUCUGAACUUGUGAGCGUUCUUGGGAUUGACAAGGGUGGAGCCAUGAAUCUGCUGUACAGAAAGAGUAGGGUGGAGUGGAGACAGAAAGAAGAAGAGCCUAAAAAGAGCUUGGGGAAGGUUCGGGAUAUGGCCUCAUUCCGCAAGCACUUCCGAAUGGGUUUUAUGACAAUGCCGGCUUCUCAGGAACGAGAUCCGCUACCUUGUGCUAGUGCUAUGGCCCCUCGAUCCUUGUCUUGCCAUUCUGUGGGUAGCGCUCCUGAGGAAAGUGGGGCUGAAGGAGGUGCCCCAGGGAGGAGACCCCCAGCUAAACCUAAAAGGAACCCCAGCACAAAACUAAGCUUAGGGGGAGAUGGGAGGACACAGGAUGAACGCAGAAUUAGAAAAGAAGGUUCUCUAAAAUAUUCCUCUGAGUCUCGCAAGAUGCCCCCUCAAAAGCCACAGCGCAGCCCCCACACACACCUUUCCACCUCUUUUGAUGAGAGCUGCACAAGCCGACCAGCCUCCUCAUCAUCUGUGCUACCUCCCACACCUCGACCCUCUGACCCUUCUCCAGAGGAGCCUGUGUACAUUGAAAUGGUGGGCAAUAUUUCUAGGGCUCCUCCACCUCCUCCCACUCCCGCCCCGCCAGAUGAUGAAUCAGAUGGAGGUGAAGAGGCCAUUUAUGAGGAAAUGAAGUAUCCAGUGCAUGAGGAAAACACAGCACACCCACGUCAUCCACAACGCAGGAGGCCACCACCUCCUAGGACUCCUGAAGUAGAUAUUCCCCCUCCUUUUCCAAACCUCCUUCAGCAUCGUCCAGCUCUCCUUGGAGCUCCCUCUGGGAAGGGACACAAGAUCUCCAAGCAUACACCACAAAUCUCCUCUAAAUUACCUGUGCCUCAUAAGGAUCAGCCCUCUUCUUCCAUGUCUUCUGUUCAUUUGCCUCCCUCUGGCCGUGCCCGCAGCCACUCGACUCCAUUACCCCCUCAGACUUCUGCACAACGCAGACCAGAAUCUGAAACUCCAUGUUCUCGUGGCUCCCUACAAGAGAAGGGUUCAUCAAUGUUGCCUAUCCCCCAUGGCCAUACAAGAGACAAAGCCCUCUCCUAUACUAUGGUCUACUCAUCUGUUAAGGUGACACAUUCCCUUCUUCCAGCUUCACAAAUGGAAGAGAAAACAGAGAGAGAAAUCUCUGUGCUCGCUGGACUCAUCUGCCCAACAUCACGGGUGGCAGGAACACAGUUGCCUAGCCGCCCACCUUCAGCAAACAUCCACCAGGGGCAUGGGGAGCAGGCAUCUCCCACAGUUUGGACAUAUCCUGCAGGCAGGAGGCCACCAGCAUAUGAGAACAGCGUUAAAACCACCAGGGGAGCAGGUACAGUGCAGACAACUGAUAACAGAGGAGGAGCUGUGAGUGCAGUGGAUGAAGAAAGGAUGGGAUCAGUGUGGGAGUUACAGAGACGGAUGUCGUGUGGACGAAGGAGUCAACUUGGGGAACCAUUGACAGAUGGAUCACGUGUAUGGAAUGGGACGCCUGGGAGGUCAGAAAAGACUGGUCAUGGAACUAUGGUUUCAGGUAUCCCUGUCCGUAGUCAGCAGAGUUUGGAUAGUGCAAUUGGCAGGGGUGUGGGCAGGACUGGAUUACCUGUGCCCUGUCAAACAUUCCCAGCUUGUCACCGGAACACAGACUUUGGUGGAAGUUAUCGCUUAGGUCGUUCUGCCUCAACCUCCGGCAUGCGACAAACAUCCAUCCACAGGCAAAACCAGGCUGUUUCUUCACCUACUCCACAAAUGCCCACAGGAGGCAGAGAACGUGAUGGGAAGCUUCAGGAGGUGAUUGAACGGAAACGAUUUUUGUGUCAUGAAAUCAAGUCCCGGCAACCAAAGGCUGAAAGGGGCCUGUGUAAGCAAGAAAGCUUGCCUAUCCUUCCCAGUUGGCGGCGGGGUUCAGAGGGACGCAAGGGGGGAACCCCACCCUGCCACCGACAACAGGCUGUGUUAUGGGACACUGCCAUUUGAAGGCAUGUGCCCUUACUCUCAACUUGCUGUUCUCCCAGGGACGCUGGUCGAAUCCCUGUGGAUGGGGUUAAGGGCGGAGAGAAGACGCACAGAGAAAAUAGGGAUCUUAUGCAAGAGCAAAAAGAAAGAUAAACUGUGUGUAUGGGGUAAAGGAGACUUUUUGAGGUACCUGGUGAACAAAGCUCUCCAUGACAAGAGAUAAGUUGAAUGGAGGGUAAAAUAGUCAUUGUGAUUAAAAAGUAGUUAGGAUUUAAGAAAUAAUAUUUCCAGAAGAAUCAGUGGAAUAAAUUUAGGUGUUGAGAGAGUCAGAUGAGAAAAUAAUAUCUGCUCUGUAAAUGGUGAGAUAAAACUGAAGAAGAGGCUCUGCAUGGUAUCGUAGAUUAUAUGUAUUCCUCUGGGGAGGAGAUCAUUUGUGGGUGACAGAAAGAGAAGUGCUUUUCAUGCAAGGAUAAGUUCUUCUGGGAGGGAUGGGUGAGAGGACAUAGGGCAAGAGGCUCUGAAGUGCUAUAUGCAUUUUAGAGUGGCCUGAUGAUAUGAAAGUGGGAAACAGUUACGGAAUAUAAUAAUUAUGAGAAAGAAAGAGUGGUGAAGUUUAAUAGUUCUUAAGCAAUCCAAUUGUCUAAGAAUGAUUAAAUGCUCAAAAUAACAAGGAAAUAAAUAUUCUCCCUGUAACCUCUAAUUUGUAGAAAAAUUAUAUUGAUGUACAUGUUACUAGA